Molecule: messenger RNA, 1579 nt
Organism: Dromaius novaehollandiae (emu)
Lineage: Eukaryota; Metazoa; Chordata; Aves; Casuariiformes; Dromaiidae
Gene: HEXD
Product: hexosaminidase D
Exons: 12
Coding region: 120-1568 (482 amino acids)
Biological process (GO): carbohydrate metabolic process
Molecular function (GO): hexosaminidase activity
Source: RefSeq, a predicted model, not a curated record
AUCCAUUGCAGAGCCGCGAGGUGGAAGCCCCACGGAGCACCGCGGCAGCGGGAGCGGUCCGAGCGCUUCGCGCCGUCUGUGAGAGGCGGCAGGAGCCGCCCCCCAGACCAGAGCAAUCGAUGCCGGCGGCGCCCGCUGGCUGGGCGGACAUGGAGGCGAGCGGGCUGAGGCGGCGCCUGGUGCACCUGGACCUCAAGGGCGCGCCGCCGCGCGUCUCCUACGUGGCGGAGGUGCUGCCGCUGCUGCGCGCCCUGGGCGCCACCGGGCUGCUGCUCGAGUACGAGGACACGUUUCCCUACGCGGGGGCGCUGGAGCCGCUGCGGGCGCAGCACGCUUACAGCCCCGAGGAAAUCCGGGCGAUCCUGGGGCUGGCGAAGGCGCAGGGGCUGGACGUGGUGCCGCUGGUGCAGACCUUCGGGCACAUGGAGUUUGUACUGAAGCACAAAGAGUUCUCUCAUCUCCGGGAGGUGAAGACGUUUCCCAACGCCCUCAACCCGCACAAGGAGGAGUCCCGGGCGCUGGUCAAAGCCAUGAUUGACCACAUCAUGGCGCUGCAUGAAGACUUGAAAUGGUUUCAUAUAGGAUGUGAUGAGGUCUACUACCUUGGUGAAGGAGAAGAGUCAAAACAGUGGCUGCAGCAACAAGGGAACACUCCAGAGAAGCUGUGCUUGUCCCACAUAAAAGCAGUUGCAAGUUGUAUGGCCUCAUCUUAUCCUACCGUGACGCCUAUUGUGUGGGAUGAUAUGCUGAGAGGAAUUAGUGAGGAAGCAUUGUCAGAGUCUGGGGUCCCGCAGCUUGUGGAGCCCAUGAUAUGGGACUAUGCAGCAGACCUCGAUGUGGAGAGCAAAGUGCUUCUCAUAGAGAAGUAUCGUAGAUGUGGCUUCUCCAAGGUGUGGUUUGCUAGUGCCUUCAAAGGAGCUACAGGAGUGAAUCAGUCUCUAACCCUUAUAGGACAUCACUUAAAAAACCAUCUUCAGUGGCUGAAAGUGGCGAGCAAUAGCCCUGCUGAUGUGCUUCAAGGUAUCGCACUGACUGGCUGGCAAAGGUAUGAUCACUUCUCUGUUUUGUGUGAGCUCUUCCCUGUGGGGAUUCCAUCGUUGGCUAUAUGCCUGCAGGCACUAAAGAAUGGUGGCUAUUCUGAAAAGGUUAAAGAAAAUGUAGAAAAGCUCCUGGGAAUGUCUAAUCUGGAAACUGAUACUUUCAUGAGCACAAGUUUGGGUACCUUUCCAGGGAGCAACAUCCUCACACUUGUGACGCAAGUUAGUUUCUACCUCAGAUCAUCAGUGGAUGAACUUCUCGAAAGGAACAGGUAUGUCACAGGCUGGUUCAGUCCCUACCACAGAAAGAGGAAAAUUGUUCACCCUAUAAUAAUGCAUCACUUUCAGCCAGAUGCAGUAAGUCUUCUAUCCAAGUGGAAUGCUGUGGUGCAAGAUCUCCAAGCAGCCAUGGAGCAAGUUUUCCACAAGUGUACUAUAGAUGAGUGGAUGGAGGAGAACAUCCACCCCAGCCUACAAAAGCUGCAGCAAGUGGUGGAUGAUUUAGAUAAAGCAAUAAAGGCUCAAAAUUAGGAGUGUUCUAA